This is a messenger RNA of Vicia villosa (hairy vetch), 1428 nucleotides long. RefSeq lists its product as uncharacterized. Bases 84 to 800 code for a protein of 238 amino acids. NCBI's taxonomy places the organism in Eukaryota, Viridiplantae, Streptophyta, Magnoliopsida, Fabales, Fabaceae. The transcript has 8 exons. The record is from RefSeq and is a predicted model, not a curated record.
UAAUAGGAUAAAACUGCGCUGCUUGUUUGCACAAACCAUUCAAUAAAACAGAGAGGGUAGUUAAGCAGAAGCGCUUUGUUGAAAUGGUGGUUUACUCUGAUCUCGACCAAGCCUUGGCGCUGGCCUCUCUUCCCGGCGACGUUGACGGUUACAUUUCCAUUUGCGGUUACGGUUCCCUCCUCUCCGAAAAAAGUGCCAGAUCAACUUUUCCAAAUCUAACUAACUUCCGAACGGCCAGAUUAACCGGUUUCCGCCGUCUCUUCUCCUUUGUUGGAGCUUUCUUUUUCACUCAUGGCAUCGCCAACCUCAAAACUCGGGAAAUGGCUGCCCUCUCUGCAGAGCCUUGUGAAGAUGAAACAAUUAUAAUUACUGUUUUUGAUAUUAACAAAACAGAGAUUCCAGCAUUUAUUCAAAGAGAGCGUGAAUAUAGCUUAAUACCUGUUUUUCCUGAAUCACUUGAUGGGAAGCCCUAUACCAACCCAGCAGUCCUUUGUGCUUCUUCUACUGAUGAAGAAUUCUUUAAAUAUAAAUACCCUGAAGGAAGGGAGAUAUACUUCCAAAAAUUUGGACAGUAUACUAUCCAUAAGAUUUGGCAGGAUGAUGCAUUACCAUGCCGUGUUUAUCUUCGACACUGUGUUCUAGCCGCAAAAAGCCUCGGCCAUGAGGCUUACAAUAACUUUUUGGACCAUACGUUCAUUGCUGAUCGAAAAACAACAAUACGCCAGUACUUUGAGAAAAUGGGCACUAGCAUCAUGGAAGAACAGCCUCCCGAAUCAUUAAAAUCUCGUUACGGCGGUUGAUCAGAUCCAAUAGCCGACACAUUUGUCGCCAAGGCUUUGGCUUAUUGGCUUGCCCAUUUAUGAAUUUGAUUAUCUUUCGAUAUGUGAAAAUAGAUGAUUGCGUUCUUUUCAAAGAUCAGAUUAGAAACAUGUCCAAUAUUGAUGUGUAUGGAUCAUAUGCGGUCAUUACAUGGCGAAGCGGCCUAGCAAGUAAAGAAAACUAUGUUUAGAUUAAAAAAUUGUGAACUUUUGUAGUAAUACAGUAUUGAUGUUUUAGGGCAGCUUGCUCAUAAUGCUUGGCAACACAAAGAAAAUAGAACCAAGAGAAAGUGAAGAAAAGCUUUAGGGAAAGAAAGUAACAUGUUUAAAAUUGAAUGCUCAAAGUAUCCACAACCACACGCCUAAUUCAUCUCAAAACCACAUACGCAAUAGCAGCUAGACGAUUGAGACUUUUGCCUAAGGUCCAGCCUCAUUUUGUCUUGACUACAUGUAUUUAGAUAUCAUUGGCCAAACAAAUUGCCCUUUUAUCCAGAUAUCACGCUGUAGAUGGUUAAUGAAAAGUAUUUUGAGGAUUAAAGUUAAGAUUUUAUGAGGCAUCAUAUUUUUCAUAAAUUGUCUAUAUGGUUCUGCUACAUGAAAGAGUAAAAAU